UUUGCUUACAACACAGACCACGUGACCCACUUCAGACUGGAAUGGCUCCCACCACUGACUGAUUUUACACGCUGUGAAAAAGAUGGGAUUCUGUAAAGCUUUUCCUAAACCCAACAAAUCAGUUCGCUGUAAAGACGUUAAAACACGUCGGAUUAAAGUCACUGUGAGGAGUAAGAGGAGCGAGGCGCUGGAUUUGAGACGGAGCCACCAUGUCUCUGUUUCAGCUGCCAGAAGACGUUCUGUACCUCGUCCUGUCCUUCUUGGACUGCAGGUCUCUGUGUCGCCUCGCUCAGGUGUGCAGGAGGAGCCAGCAGUUCACCUACCGCGAUGCGGUCUGGAGGAGGAUAGCGAAAGACUUCAUCAACACAGGAAUGACCCGACUAGGACUGGACCUGUAUCCUGGCAUUCCAUUAAAAGACAGAGUGAAGGUAUCCCAGAAUUGGAGUCGUGGUGUUUGUCGAAAAGAUGUCCUUCUGAAAUGGAAGAUUAACUUGUUGCCGUGGAUACAGCUGGAUGAUGAUGUGCUGUAUCUGUCUCAGGCAGCAGACAUUGGAGCGUACCAUCUCAGGGGUGCUGGAGGGGGGAGGUUUCAGCAUAAUAGGUUGGGUGUGUUUUCGGGACACGAAGAGGAUGUGUGUAGAUUUACUCUGACAGACGCACAUCUUGUCAGUGCUGGAGGGGAUGGGAAGAUAAUUGUUCAUGACAGAAAAAGUGCUGAAUCUGUGGCGUUUUAUGCCCAUGAGCAGGAAGUAAACUGCAUUGACUGCAAAGGAGACUUGAUCAUCAGUGGCUCACGAGACAGGACUGCUAAGCUGUGGGCCUUAACUCCAAAGCCAUUCGGCAGGCGUCUUCAUACCAUGCCUACCGAUGACCGAGUGUGGUCUGUGGCCAUUAGUCCCUCUUUAUGCACUUUUGUGACUGGAACUGCGUGCUGUGAAGACUUUGAUCCUCUUCGAAUAUGGGAUACAGAGAGGUGUCACCUGGUGUCUUGUCUCGGCUCCGGGUUCCGCAGAGGUGCAGGUGUGUUGGAUAUUGUGUAUGAGUCGCCCUUCCAGCUCCUCACCUGUGGAUAUGACACCUUUAUCCGCUACUGGGAUCUGCGUGUCUGCUCUAGCAAGUGCGUGAUGGAGUGGGAGGAACCCCAUGACAGUGCACUUUACUGUAUCAAGACUGAUAAGAAUCACAUGAUUGCCAGUGGCUCCUCCUAUUAUGGAGUGGUGCGCCUGUGGGACAAAAGGCAAACUCGCUGUUUGCAGAUGUUCCAGCUCACCUCCACCACCAGCAGCCCGGUGUAUAGCUUGUGCUUCAACACCACACACCUGUAUGCUGCCCUGUCCUCAGCCCUGUGUUCACUGGACUUUAGAACUUCGGGGUUCAGGCCCAGAAGAUAGAGCAGCACAACUUCUACACAAAGACACAGGUCCUCUCAAAGUGCACCUUGGGUUUCAAGCCCACAUUAAACAAAUCCAACAUAUCCUUUUAGCUCUAACAGCAGUUCUUUUGGCCUUUGACCUUCAGAGAUUUCAACUAGACACUUCUGAAACACCAUCAGAAAUAUCUGUGUCUCUCAUGGCCUUGCAUUGGCAGGGCAGAUAGUGGCAGAUAGUUGUCAUUUCUCCAGCUAUCUGUGUCACUGGCUACUGAGAGGGAGCGGUGGGAGCAGGGUUCACGACCUUCUGUGGCCUGAGUCUUAACGGACUUAACACAUUGCCAGUGACCUGUGGGACUUCUAAAACAAACACUGCUCUGAGCUGCCAGAAUGUCCUGUGGGGAUUUAUGCUGAAACAUAUACAGUAUAAUAACAUGCUAUUUUUUUCUAUUGUGUUGGAAAUGUAUAUUUUUCAACAGUGGGUCAGUUAGAUGAGGUUUGGCCUGGCUUCGUGGUUCCUGAGUCCUGAGUUUUUCACAGUUCUUUAUGACAUUGUGAAGCAGCAUUUUUUGUUGCAGCUUUUUUUCUGGAUGGAUGCCACCUGGGAUUUGAUUGCAUCAUUUGACAAAUAAAGAUCUUAGACUAUAUACAUAGUAAAAACCCAGGGUUUCUAACUUGUAGCUCUUUAACCACUGAUGUCUCAUGACAAGGAUGUUGUUGAAAAUGAUCAAUAAAAAAUAUUGAUUUAAAAAAAAAAAA
Molecule: messenger RNA, 2128 nt
Organism: Astyanax mexicanus (Mexican tetra)
Lineage: Eukaryota; Metazoa; Chordata; Actinopteri; Characiformes; Acestrorhamphidae
Gene: fbxw4
Product: F-box and WD repeat domain containing 4
Exons: 9
Coding region: 210-1391 (393 amino acids)
Biological process (GO): SCF-dependent proteasomal ubiquitin-dependent protein catabolic process
Cellular component (GO): SCF ubiquitin ligase complex
Molecular function (GO): protein binding
Source: RefSeq, a predicted model, not a curated record